This is a messenger RNA of Phialemonium atrogriseum, 2922 nucleotides long. Its product is annotated as fungal-specific transcription factor domain-containing protein. The record is from RefSeq and is a predicted model, not a curated record. Gene Ontology annotation, biological process: DNA-templated transcription; regulation of DNA-templated transcription. Bases 160 to 2805 code for a protein of 881 amino acids. The transcript has 3 exons. NCBI's taxonomy places the organism in Eukaryota, Fungi, Ascomycota, Sordariomycetes, Cephalothecales, Cephalothecaceae. Gene Ontology annotation, molecular function: DNA-binding transcription factor activity, RNA polymerase II-specific; zinc ion binding; DNA binding.
CUCCACGCAGAAUCGCGCAAUCAAGCUCCCCUCGACACGUGCAAAAGGGACAAUUUUAUCGCAGGGGAUAAAACAGCUGUUAGCAAGCAAUAACAGCGCAAUCGCAAAGCAGUGGCAAUACGUAUAACAUUGCUGUCUAAUUACUGCUCGGCUCUAGCCAUGUCUCAGGCGCCGCCUGGUGCGACAUCGGCCGCGACCCCUCAUGGAGGCAAUGUGGGCGCCUCGGCUUCAGGCUCCGAGAAAAACGCGAGGCCGAAGGUGCGCAGCUGUGUGGUGUGCAGGAGCCGCAAGGUCCGCUGCGACAAACAGUCGCCAUGCUCCAACUGCCGUCGGGCGAACAUCCCCUGUGUUUUUCCGGCCACCGACCGCCCCCCGAGGUGGGCUCGCCGCCUCGACCUCAUCGCAAACAAGGCAGCAGCCAAUGCAGCGAACCCCCAGGCUGCCCAGGAUGCCGACCCUGGGGUUAGCCAGGUCAUGGAGAGACUGCGCACUCUCGAGGGCCUCGUCAAGGAGCUGACCGGCCAGCUGGAGCAGGCACACGCCGCCGCCAACUCUGCGAGCGGUAGCAACGCUCCGUCUGAUUUCAGCCCUCUCGGGAACUUAGCGCACGGCCGUGACACAGAGAAACAGCCGGAUGUGCCUCUCCCCACGAGCACUGGAAAUGUGCAGACGCAGUUUGGGAGGCUGGUCCUCCACGAUGCCAACCGUAGCCGCUAUGUCAGCAGCGGUUUCUGGUCGCGCGUCAACGACGAGCUUAAUGGGCUAAAGAUGGACACCCGCUCUCUUGCCCUGGACGACUCGGAGAGCUCCGGGGAUGAAAUGUCGCCCGAGAAGACUCCAUCCACCCAAGAACUCGAACGCACGCCUUCAGAGCGCCAUGCAUUCUUGUUUCGCCAUAACUUGGGGCCCGCAGCCCCUAACCUCCGGGAGUUCCAUCCUCUACCCUCGCAGAUACCCUUUAUCAUAAAUGUCUUUGCGGAAAACGUGAAUAUCAUCCAGAUGGUGCACGUUCCGACCAUCACAAAGAUGGUCCGUGAUUUGCGCGUCGGCGACAUGGCAAGACUCACACCGGCCAACGAGGCUCUAUUGUUCUCAUUAUACUAUGCGGCCAUAACAUCCAUGGAGGAGGACGAUAUCGUGACCAACUUCGGCGCCACCAAAACCGAGCUCAAUCUCAAAUAUCGUCUCGGCCUGGAGCAUGCCCUUGCCAAGGCCGACUUUCUCAGCGUUCCUGACAUAGUUCUAGUGCAAGCAUUCGCCAUUUUCCUCCUCCUUGUUCGCCGCCACGACAGCCCGAGGUUCGUGUGGAUGAUGACGGGGCUGGUCAUCCGGAUGGCCCAGGCCCUAGGGCUACACCGCGACGGAGCCCAUUUCGAGACCUUGACCCCUUAUGAGGUUGAGAUACGGCGACGCGUUUGGUGGGGGUUGUGCGUGCUCGAUGUGAGAGCAUCAGAGGACCAGGGGAUGGAUCUCACCAUCACCACGGGCAGCUUCGACACCAAGCUUCCCCUGAACAUCAACGAUGCUGACAUUGAGCCCGGGUCAAAGGUGGUGCCUACAGAGCGGGAGGGCCUGACUGACAUGUCGUUUGCCCUCACCACGUUCGAGAUUUGCCAGGUCACGCGGCAGAUGAUGGCUCUCGCCGUCAAGGACGGGGCAGCGGGCCUGGACGAGCAAGAACGCCUGCUGAAAGAGAUUUACCAGAAGUUUGAACGGGGCUACUUCCAAUACUCGAGUCUCGAAUCAGGCAACAUCAUGUUAUGGGUCGGGGCCACCGCCACACGGCUCGUCAUAUCCAAGAUGACCCUCAUCGUCUACCUCCCAGUGCUCUUCUCUUCCCCGAGCGAGCACUUCUCGGACGACAUCAGGGACAAGCUGUUCGUCGCGGCGAUCGAGGUGGCCGAGUAUAACCACGCCCUGAACGCCGAGCAGGAAUGCCGCCACUGGCGCUGGCUCUACCAGACCUACACCCACUGGCACGCCAUCGUCUACCUCCUGAUCGAGAUCUCCCGACGUCCCUGGUCGCCCACCGUCGAGCGCGCCUGGGUUGCGCUCCACAGCCGCUGGCUGAUCCCUGCGCAGCUGAGCACAGACAAGAACCUUCGCACCUGGGUGCCUCUGCGCAAGCUGAUGGCCAAGGCCAGGAAGCAUCACGACGCGGAGCUCGAGCGCCUGCGGAGCGAUUCCCACGCCGCCGAGCGCCUGGAGGCGGAGGACCGCAAGAUGCCCCUGCCUGGGAGUCCCGGGCCGUUCCCCGCGGGAGCCAAUGUUGUUGAGUUGUUUCGGGAGCGGUGGCGCCAGCUUGUGGCGAUGCCCGAGCGACCUGGGGAUGGCGCACAGACGUCUGGGUAUCCAGGAGAAGGUGCAUCCACGGUGGAUUCUGUCUACACAAGCCAGUCUGAUAUGGGCUCUAUCCCAGGGUAUUCUACUGGCGGUGUGAGCUCUAGCGGGGCACUUCAAGCAGCCCAUCUUGGUGUUACUGGACAACAACCAGACCCGAAUCUGGUGAAUUCCACGUCGUCGCCGUGGGGACCAAAUAUCACUGCCACCGCUCCCGGCGAAGUGGCAUCGGGGCAGACGACUGUCGGACUACUAGAUUGGUCAGAUGGUCGGACCAUGGGUCCAGGCUUCGUCCCCUGGCUGUGGGCUGAUUCCGAUCCGUCCGCCGACGUUUUCGCCAAUGUCAACGUGGACGCACUCGAUUUGGACAUGGACUUGGAUGGCGAGGUGAACUGGCAUAACUGGGUUGAAUCUGCCAGGGGUAUGGAGUGGGAUGUUGGGCCAGGUGGCGGUGGGCAAGCCUAGAUGGGCAGCUGACGCCCCGAAGCCAGGCAGGAGAACAAAAAGCAGUCCGUGGAUCAUCACCGACGUCGAUCGUCAGACUACGUGAAGUCAGGGGCAUAGCCAAUGUAACCCCAGAUA